AGCCUUUUCCCAUGAAUGGAGCUGGCGGCCGGGGCACGUUCCCCCGCUGCAGCAGCGGCUCGCGGCGCGUAGCAGCCCCAUGGAGCUCAGCCCCUCCGCUCUUCCCUCCCCGCAGCCCGGCCGCCGCCCCGCCGCCCUGCCCCGGGAGCCGGAGCGAAGGAGCCAGCCCUGAGCGGCGGAGCAGCGAGACGUCCCCCUCCCGCCCCGGGCGGAGCGAUGGAUCGUGGAGCCGCAGCGCCGGGGAACUGUCCGCGGUCCUGAGAUGCCCGCGCCGGGUCCCUGUCUGCGGGAAGAGGCGCUGGGCUCCCCCUGCCUCCCCUGAACCGGUGCGGCAGGGUCUUCCCCCCCUGCGCUGGAGCCCGGGCCUGAGCCGUCGGCACAGGGAUGCAGGAUGCACCCUCUCUGGAGGAUGGAUCACUUUUUCAUCUACAUCAACGCAGCCCUGUUGUUUUAUUUUAGCUAUACCAGUCUGUUCCUCGUGGAGGCAGACAGCCCGUCCGCUCCAGUCAAUGUCACAGUCAAACAUCUGAAGGCCAACUCGGCUGUUGUGACCUGGGAUGUUCUGGAGGAUGAAGUUGUUAUUGGAUUUGCAAUCUCCCAGCAGAAGAAGGAUGUGCGGAUGCUGCGCUUCAUCCAAGAGGUGAACACCACCACCCGCUCAUGCGCCCUCUGGGACCUGGAGGAGGACACUGAGUACAUUGUGCAUGUCCAGUCCAUCAGCAUCCAGGGCCAGAGUCCAGCCAGUGAACCCGUCCUCUUCAAGACCCCCAGGGAAGCCGAGAAGCUGGCCUCAAAGAAUAAAGAUGAGGUGACAAUGAAGGAGAUGGGGAAGAACCAGCAGCUGCGAGCUGGGGAAAUUCUCAUCAUUGUCGUGGUGUUAUUCAUGUGGGCAGGAGUGAUCGCCCUGUUUUGCAGGCAGUAUGACAUCAUCAAAGAUAAUGAACCAAAUAACAACAAGGAGAAAGCCAAGAGUGCGUCUGAGAGCAGCACUCCUGAGCACCAGAGCGGAGGGCUCCUGCGCAGCAAGUUUCCAAAAAACAAGCCUUCAGUGAAUAUCAUCGAAGCAUGACAGCCUGGCAUCUGAUAGAUGGACUCCAUUUCUCGUUCUCCCUCUCUGCUUCUGAGCCCUGAUGACUGGGGAAGUGAAACACUGUUGGAGCAGUUUGGAGAGACCUACUGGUUGUCAAUUUCUGGCAUAAAUCUCCUUCCCUUGCUCUGCAAAAGACAACUGGAGAGAGAGAGAAAAUCCUGAAAACCACCCCACAUAAGCCACUGUCUGAGAAGGAAAAGCUUCUGUGAAACUGAUGCCUCAGGCAAUUCUGUAUUGGACUCACAACUCACCCAGGCUGUAACAAAUCCCAACAGACUCAACUUCCACCCUCUGAUCCCUCUUUCUCCUGGAGUGAUUUGCCUCUCUUUGGAGAUCACAAAAUUUCAUUGUAUUUCUAUUUUGCUUCACCGUCGCUGCGUGUUGACAGCAUCAACAUGGACUCAGGCUGCAUUUGUAUUUCUCUUCAGAGAAAUGAGGAAGAAACACUAGACAGUAGCAGAGAAAAGGAUUUUGGCUGCUGUGUACUGUAAUCUCACUCUGUAGCACUCAUGUUUGGUGUGUAAUACAUUCUGCAGGUGGGAUUUUUUUGUAUGUUUGUUUUUAACAAAGGCACAUUACAGUUUCCAUCUGGAUGGUCACUACUUUGCUGGCUGCUCUCCAGUUGAGAUCUGCAGCACUUGUCUCUAUUUUUGCCAUCUCUUCUAUUCUCCAAUGCUGUAAUCCACUUUAGAUAAGCAGGGUGGAAUUCAAAACACUGUGGGGCACAGACCAACAGAGACAAGAAGCCAACCCUUGGUUUGAUUCCAGGAGAACUUGGGCCAUUUCUUCAUGAUAUUUAGGACUGGGCCUGACUAAUUCCACCUACAGUGUAACAAAUGGUCCUUACAAAACAUAGCCAGUUAGUGCAAAAAAACAAAAACAAAAAAACAACAAAGUCAUGAUGAUAAUGGUUGCUAUGCAAGGAUACCAGGUUUCCAGUGCUGACAGCUCUCUCAUUCACUCCCAAGGGAUCCCUGCCUAAUGAUGGCCAAGGACACUCCUUAACUAGUUAUUUCUUUUACUGAGGUUCCAGUGGAUGGAUCUGGUACUCCUUCCACUUUGUGUCUCCACUAUUCAUCAUGACACUGUAUUGCCAGGUGUUUGUUAAGAGUCCCUCCACAAAUGUGGAGGGGGAAGGGAGGAGUUUACUAGUUGCUUUAUGUUUAUAAGCUGACAUGUUCCCUAUGACUGACAAUGUUUUGAGGCUGGUAGGUGAGAGGUCAUCAAAUGGAAGAAAUUUACUAUCAGAGCUUUGCCAGCACGCUUUUAUAGUAUUUGUUUAAUUACCUGACAAGGCCAUUCCAUACAUGCUGGGGGGUAACAUGGGAUCCUAAUCAUUCCAUCAAAUACUAAGAUGGGUUGGCCCAAAUAGGAUUUAAAUCCUCCCACUGCAAACAAAUUUGCAUUCAGACAAGACAAUGAUUCAAAAGCCACUGCAAAGAAACAGGCUGGCAGUCACGGAGUUCAGACAUCUUCCCCCUUUGAUAUCCAUUAGCCUCUCUCAAGUAGUCAAUCCAGGAGAAAGGCACUGGGAGGUUUGCAUGCAGCGGCAUUUUAUAAAAAAGGGCUUCCCCAGUGCCAGUUUCAGGGAGGCAGUCAGCCCCACCCACAGUUUUCUAAAUUGGAUCCUGAGCCAAAAAAGCUACUCCCCCCCACCACCACGAGGGAGAGGUCAACACCUCUGAUAGUGUUGGAGCAAUAACCACUUUUUAAUGUACAAUAAAAGAUUAAAGGCACAACUUUCCUUGUAAAUACCUGAGUUUAGCCAUGUUUCCUCUUGGUCUACACUAGGGCAGAAUGCAUGAAAUAGAAGUGGGGACCUUCUACCCAGAUUUCUGAGGGAUCAUGAAUUUGGCUGUUUUUUCCCUGUCCCUAGUUGCAGGCAGCAGUAAAGGUUCAGUAGGGGGUUAACUUUGGUUAGGCUGUGGACUAAGGUGAGAAAGAAGCUACAACAUAAGUAAGCUACAAAGUAAGCAAGCCCUGCUUAGCCAGUAGAUGUCUACAGGAAUGUCUCAGGCUUAGUAUGCAAGAAAGAAACGUCAGUCAGAAUCCACAGCCUACCUAUAAAGGAAGACUUCGAACAGAUGGUAUGGCAUGUACAAAAUGAUAAAAGAGAUGUUCUAUCCUAAUUUUGGUGCAGACAAGCAAACAAGAAGGCCCUAAACUCUAACCUAGCUGCUGCUGAGGAAAUUCAGCCUGAGUAAUUUAUCAGAGUGAUGUGUUUUUUAUACAAAAAAUGUUUCUGGAAAUGCAGAGAACAUUCCCCAUCUUUGACAGUAAUUGUUGUUGGUUCCUAGUGACAGGUUUUUAGCUAUUUCUAUUCCAACAGUGACGCGCUUGUUGUUCAUUAGAGAUGGAGAAAUUAAAAUGCGAGGCAUAGAUGCUUGUUCACAGUUAAGUAUUCAACCCAUGAUAUGGCAGCUGGCAAAAGGAGUGCAUCAUUAUGCUCCAUAACUGCAGGCUUCAAAGGUAAGGUAAUAAUGCUAUUAGCGAGAAAAACAAACGUAGGCUAGGAAGCAAAUCUACUCGUACCAGAAAGGAAUUCCAAGCUAUCAAAUGCAGCUGACUCUCUUAAUGCAGAAGGGAUUUAAUAAGAAUAUACUUUAUCUAAAGAGGUGCUACAUAAGGAAGGGAGAAAGAGAUAGAGACAUAUAGGCCCUUUUAAAAAUUUUACCCAUUUUCAAAAGCAACUUAGGUGCUUAGAAGCCCACGCAAGUCUCAUUCAAUGAAAUUUAGGCUCGUAAGCACACGUCACUGUAGAAAAUGGAACAUAGGCACCUAAGCCACUCAGGCACUUUUGAAAAUUUUACCCUUAAUCAGGAAAAAGACAUUGCAUUAAGAAACAAACCAAGUAAGCAUUUAAAAAAAAAAAAAGUGUAUGAUCUGCAAUCACCUUAAAGGAUGCUCAGAUUUUCCAGUGUGAUUUUGCUUGCAAAGUGUAGUUUUUGCUGUAUACUAAGGAGCAAGCAGGAGUGUAGUAGAGUGAAGGGAUUCCAAAGAGCCCCGCAAUAAGUGAUUUUCCACUGAACAUAAAAAACAAAAGAAAGCAAACAUCAAAAUGGCUCUGCUGAUGGUGUGCAGUCGCUGGAGACUAAUUCAACUGAUUUCCAGGAACCAACUAAGCAUAGCUGAUGUGCACAAUAAAGGAAUAAGAGAAAACUACCUGCGGGCCAGCGUAUGUCUAAAGUUAAGCACCACUUGCUUUAUUUCUUAAAAGCAGAAUAAUCCUGUGCUCAUUGGCACUAAUUUAGUCAAUAUAUUCCUCCCCCACAUAAGGGUUUAGUGAAACUGUACCACAGAGGGCGAUGUGGAGUAAACAAUUCAAUACAGGGCGUCCUUCCAAUUCACAAUCGUAACUGUCAUCAACUUCUCAAUCACUUUCCUCGUACGCUAAGAAACAGCACAAACUCUGUUUCCUCAUUUCUUUGAGAAAAAUUAGAACAUUUACGCCUUUUAAACAGACAGUUCAUUAGAGGAGAAAACACCUACAUGCCUGAAAGUAUUUGUAGAAUCUCAGCUGGUAACAACUUACUGGAAGAGGUGUGAAUGGGGAGAAACAGAUUGUUAAUUGUAGUAUUUGACCAAGAUAUUAAAGGUUAUGUCAUUCAAAAGUGUA
Caretta caretta (loggerhead turtle) is the source of this 4706-nucleotide messenger RNA. NCBI's taxonomy places the organism in Eukaryota, Metazoa, Chordata, Testudines, Cheloniidae. The record is from RefSeq and is a predicted model, not a curated record.